Molecule: messenger RNA, 1299 nt
Organism: Nicotiana attenuata
Lineage: Eukaryota; Viridiplantae; Streptophyta; Magnoliopsida; Solanales; Solanaceae
Exons: 7
Coding region: 1-1299 (432 amino acids)
Biological process (GO): DNA transposition
Molecular function (GO): DNA binding; zinc ion binding; transposase activity
Source: RefSeq, a predicted model, not a curated record
AUGGUCUUAGAGAAGUUGGAGGGUGGCUACAUUGAUGACUAUAAUAGGUUAGAGGCAUAUGCUCAAGAGUUGAGGGAUAGUAACCCUGGUACAUAUGUGGUUAUAAACAUAUCAAAAGAUGCUUUGGAAGAGGGAAAGAAGAGAUUUCCUAGAAUGGUUGAGGUAGGUCUGGAUGGCAUAUUUCUAAAAGGAAAAUGCAAAGGAAUUUUACUGGUAGCAAUGGCACAAGAUUCUGCCAAACACUUUUAUCCACUUGCUUGGGCAGUGAUUGAUAGAGAAACAGAGUUGGGAGAUGUUGAAGGAGUGGCAUUCAUUUCAGACAUGCAAAAGGGUUUGAUUGAUGUUGUUGCAACUGUGGUUCCUAAAUCACAUCACAGAUGGUGUGUUAGGCACAUAGAAGCUAACUGGAGCAAGAACUGGAGGGGUGCAGAAAUGAAAAAGUUGUUGUGGUGGUGUGCUUGGAGCUCUUAUGAUGAAGAGUUCAAGGAUCAAUUGAGGACCCUAGGGACUAUUUCUGAACAAGCUGCUAAAGAGCUAAUUUGGUACCCUCCACAAAACUGGUGUAGGGCUUAUUUUGACACAACAUGCAAGAAUCAGAUGGUUGAUAACAACUUCACAGAAUCAUUCAAUAAAUGGAUUCUAGAGGCAGGACACAAACCAAUAAUCAAGAUGUUAGAAGAUAUUAGAGUCAAGGUAAUGAAAAUGCUAAAAGAUCGUGAAGAUGAAUGUAGGACUUGGAGAGAUGAAUUCACUCCAUAUGUCAUGGAGUUAUUGGGUGAUUUCAGAGAAAUUGCACAAGGGUGUGAAGUUGAUUUUAAUAGUAACUUUGGUUAUAAAGUGCAUGAAGGUCCAGAGAAGCAUACUGUUAAUUUUCAACUAAAGAAGUGCACAUGCAGAACAUGGGACUUGACAGAAAUUCCCUGUCCCCAUGCAAUUAGAUGUUUAAUUGACAAGAAAGAAGAGCCAUUGAGUGAAAUGCAUUGGUGGUACUCAAAGGAAGCUUACAUGGAUGUGUAUAUGCAUAAAAUACAACCAGUUAGAGGUGAAAAAUUGUGGAAGGUAGAACCACAUCAUGCAAUGGAGCCACUAGAAAUUGUCAAAAUGGUUGGUCGACCAAAGGUGAAAGGGAAACAUAGCCACUUCUUCCAAGAAGAAGGAUCUUCUCAAGAAGUACAAGAUGUGCCCUUGACAGCACCCCAAGAUAGUCAAACUUCUGAAUUUGUUUUUGUUCCUACACUUGGAAUGAGGCCAAUGACAACAACCCAAGAUGUUAGCUUCAAGGAAAGAAAAUGCUGGUAA